AGUCCUUCGCAAAGGCAACGUUACCUUCCUGUGUACUCGGAUUUCUAGAUUGUUCGAUCCGGCCUGCGGCGAAUUAAAAUUAAAGGGCGGUGGCUUGGUGGAAGCGCUUUGUGGCGAGGAUGAGCAAGGAAAAGAAAAGGUGGAGGAGUCCUUCUACUGCCGUGAGAGAUGUAUUCCGUCCAGCAGCUGUCCAAAUAAUCUGCUUCCGAGAACCCUGUCAAUAUCCACAGGACAUAUUUCUGAUUAGACAAACAUAGGAUUGAGAUGGUACAAGCCUCCAAUCUGUAUUUUGGAUGUAUGUAAUCAAACCCCGGAGUACCUGUAUUGCAUGUAAAGAGAAUUAGGCUGAAUCUGUAUGGAUGGUGGCUGCAGCUAAAUUCAGUUGCUUGAGUCACAGGCUUUGACACAAGCCAAAUGGCUGCAAUUGGUAGGCGUGCAGGCUGCCUGGUGCUACAGUUGAUGAAACAGAAUAGGAAGACCUUUUAUGAUCAGCUGCUGGAGCCCAGUAAGACUACAGCUUUGCUAGCUCUUGCCCCUGUUCUUUGCCUCUGGUUGUGUUGGUGACGAUAUUACAGUGAUGUCUGCAUUCAACCUACUGCAUUUGGUGACAAAGAGCCAGCCAGUGGCCCUGCAAGCCUGUGGGCUUCCCUCAGGGUCGCGUAGGGAAAAAAAGAACUAUAAGGUGACUUUUUCCCAGGAAGAACUGAGAAAGCGGUUGACACCCUUGCAGUACCAUGUUACUCAGGAGAAAGGAACUGAAAGUGCCUUUGAAGGAGAAUAUACAUAUAAUAAAGCCCAUGGAAUAUACAAAUGUGUUGUUUGUGGAAGUCCUUUAUUCAAAUCUGAAAAAAAGUUUGACUCCAAUUCAGGUUGGCCUUCAUUCUAUGAUGUAAUCAAUUCUGACACAAUUACAUGUACUGAUGACUACUCAUUUGGGAUGCACAGAGUUGAGACAAGCUGCACUCAAUGUGGUGCUCAUCUUGGCCAUAUAUUUGAUGAUGGGCCACAUCCAACUGGAAAACGAUAUUGCAUAAAUUCAGCUUCAUUAGCUUUUGAGCCUGCAGACAAGAAUCAUGCUGGAGAAGACAAUACCAGUUCUACAUCUGCACAACCAGAUAAGACGGAUCUGUAAUGGGAAUCUGUUGUUUAAGAUUGUUUUCCUAGAUGACAUGGAAAGAAUAUUUCUAAAUGGUUUUCUAUCUUACAUACUAUUUUUUAAAAAACAUACAAAGAUACUUCUCAGUAUAUAGUUUUUUUCCUGAUCAAAAUGAGACAUACUAAUUCCUUUUUCUUAUAUAACUACACAUAACUAUUUCACAACUUCUAUGCUUUGAAGCAGUCCCAUAACAACAUGUCUUUUGGCACUAUGAUAUUGAUUACGGUAAAUGCCGGCGUAUAAGAUGACUUCCGCGAGCGCUGAAAUCGGCGCCAAAGACGGGGGUUGUCUUAUACGCCGAGUCGUCUUAUACGCCGGAAAUACUGGUAGUUUCCGGCGUAUAAGACGACGUUCUAGGAAUGCGGCCCGGCUAUAAAGAUGGGGGUCGUCUUAUACGCCGGGUCGCCUAUUACGCCGGCAUAUACGGUACUUGCAUUUUUCUUAUAAUAGGUCUGAAUUAUAUUCCUUCAUAUUUUUCAUUCAGUACACAACCGUAGCAAGAAUACAGUUUUCUAAUGGUACUUAGGCAAUUUUGUUUUGAUUUACACAUAUACUCAACUAACUCUCUGUAAUUAUUGUACCAUUCCAUAAAUGAGGCUGUAUAAUUUAAUAUAAUCAAGUUUUAUCUUGGAUUUCUGCAGAAGUAUACAUCUAUAUAAAUGGCAACAAUACACCCUGCCUUCAGUUAGAUAAAUACUAUUUAAAAAUAAAUAAAUAAGAUCAUAUUUAUAUUGGGACUGCCUAGAAAAGAUAGCAGAUUUAUUCCUUUAUGUAGCAGGUGGCUUUCCCUUGGAACAGCUUAAGAGGCCAGAGCAGUCACAAUAUACUUUUAAAAGCUGUGUAUGAAGACUAGUAAUCAUAGAUCAGUUGUUUCCUCAUAUUUGUAAUGAGGAUUUUAAAAAUCCUCAUUGUAUUUUUAUCCUCAAAGGCUCAAAAGAGGACUCAUAGACUAGUUUACAAAUGUGGGGGAGAUUUUUUAUUUUUUACUAUUUUGUGAUCUUAUGUAAAUAUAAAACUCAGUAUUGCCUUAUCAAUUAGUGUUGUCCUGGGAAAGUUAAUACCUCAUUAAAUGGUACAGAUCUUCCUGAAAUUUCCUUUACAACGUUUAAGCGGCAGGGUGUAAAAUAGAUACAUGGAAAGUCCUAUUUUAAACAUCAAAUUGCUCUGCCUAUAUUGCCUUUUUAUUACCACUUGGGAAAUAAUCACUUAGGCUGUAUUCUCUUACUCCUUUUCAACUUAUAUGUUAAGAUCUACUAUCCUCAGUGCAUAAGAAUAAAGAGACAAUACUUUUUCAUAAACAAUAAAAACCAUAGCAACGAGUAGUCAUACCCAGUGAAAGAUAGUGGUCUAUGGUAAAGUGUUAGUAUGAAAUGUCUGAUCCUAUUAAGAGUGAGCGGAUUUGCCUUAAAGAGGAAAUGCUGAGUAUGAAAUGUGGCCAUUCCCAGCUGAUCCAUGGGAUCUCUAAGUUGUUCUCUUUCUUUGGAAAGCCAUUGGAUUUGCCAUGGAACUUAUCCUGGGUCUCCCAAAGUUGGUGGGAACAUGACACUGUCCUCACUAUUGAUUUAAAAAAAAUUAAAAGGUCAGUACUAGGACUGGCAAAGAGACAACAUUUUGUCUUUCAGCCGUGAUAAACAUAAUUUGUGAAUUUGUCUCAGAUUUUAGUAUGUGUAUGACAGAAAUAAAUCUCUUGCAAGGAUAUGCCUACUUUUUACUUCAUGUUACAAGGAAAUUGGUAUGAUUGCUGUGAAAAUUAACUGUCAUGCUUGAGAAUAACAGCAUUUUAUGAAAUAUAACAUUAUCAUACUAUUUAAGAUAAUUUUACCAUAAUUCAUUAUCUGUAUCAAACAGAUUACCUGUAUCUGGCAAACAAAAUAGUUAAAAUUGAUAUCUAUUAGCCUCAUGCAUCUUAACAGAAAAACAAUUGAAUUAUAGAUUGAUAUGGGACCUAGGAAUACAUAAGAAUUUGUAGCAUCAUUCUUAGGCAUGUGAUUAUCUUCUCAUUUAUUGGAUAAAUCUUUCUGCCAUUUGUUCCUGUACUUCUAUUAGAAGUUAGUUUUCUCCAGUCAUAUUUUCUGAAAUGAAAUCUCUGAUUUGUAACAUCAGUGAAAAUAUUGAGCAUUAAUUUUUGAGAUAACUUGCAGUUAAUGUUUUAACCUAUUUCUCUGUUCUUGUUAAAGAAACAUAUUCUUCAUACUCUAAUAAGCAAUAAUGUAAGCUUUUCAUAAGUUGAUUUAUAUUUACAGUUUAUGAAAUGCAGUGAAUUGAAUCAAUAUUGCCACAUAUAGGUGUGCUAUCAGAGUAUAACUUCAUUAAUAAAUGGAAGGCAUGGAUAUUGAUCAUUUUGUAUUAAUAAUAUCUACUAGAAAUAAUGUGAGUGUGACACUUACAGUACUGCAAAGCUCAAACUAUUACUUUGUUUAUGGCUUUGAUAUAACUUGGAUAUUAUUGAGCACAAUUUAUGACUGGGGAGUCCGUUGGUGUCUCCUAGAUAUUUUGUACAGUGUGACAGAAUAAUUACUGAAUGCACAUGUUUCAGUCUAUAUUAUAUAAGAGUUUAUACAGAUAUUGAGAAAAAAAGAGAAUGGUUAUUUUAGUAUAUUUGGAACUUGCCAUCAGAACUAUUUUUUGCUUUUAAGACAUUAGGUUUUAUUCAGUGAAGAUAUCUUUUAAUAUGUUUGCUGAACACAGAUAUAUAAUAUUUAAUUUAUAAAUAAAUAUUUCCUAUAUUC
Molecule: messenger RNA, 3885 nt
Organism: Crotalus tigris (Tiger rattlesnake)
Lineage: Eukaryota; Metazoa; Chordata; Lepidosauria; Squamata; Viperidae
Gene: MSRB3
Product: methionine sulfoxide reductase B3
Exons: 8
Coding region: 578-1132 (184 amino acids)
Biological process (GO): protein repair; response to oxidative stress
Cellular component (GO): cytoplasm
Molecular function (GO): peptide-methionine (R)-S-oxide reductase activity
Source: RefSeq, a predicted model, not a curated record